Messenger RNA from Linum trigynum, 1507 nucleotides. The record is from the annotation of a GenBank genome assembly. Lineage: Eukaryota; Viridiplantae; Streptophyta; Magnoliopsida; Malpighiales; Linaceae.
CAAAAGUUCGUGACCGUUCAUGCUAACUACCCAACUAUCAUCCUCUACCACCAUGAUAGAAAUUAGAAUGUGAUAUAAUUAGCCUCAUUAGCUUCAUUAGCUGUAGAUUACGACGAACAAAUGUUAGAGAGUGGUAAAAGAUCGUAACUUGUAACGGGUAGCUCGGAUUUUUUUUUUACUUGGAAUAUUAUCCGAAAUAAUUAUUUUUUUUUGGGAUCAUGGAUAAUGAUUCCCCGUUAUCAGAAAAGAAUUUAAGAGAAGGCCGUUUCCUUUUUAACAGUCAACAGACGGCGCCGGUUAGCUUCAAUUUUCCCUCUUCCGACUUCACUCAGACAGUCUAGGUCGCCGACUUUUUCCUCGCCAAAACCCCGCCAUCCCUAAACCCUAAUUUCGCAAUCUCCGUCUACAAUGCCGGGACUCGCACCGGCCGAUUCCGCCGACGGGGGGCCCGACUCAGUUAACGGAGCACUCGUGCCUUACUUGCCAGAUUCUCAUGUCUCAGCUAUAUACCCGCUCCGACACGGUCUGAACCCACCGAUCUCCCGCGUCUCCGUCUCAUGGGGCCGCGGAAAUUCCCUCCGCGUCUCAGUUUUCCGGCAGCCGGAUUCCGACGGAGGAGAAGUCGGAGGUAAAGUGGUGGAGCUGACUCUCGGUAAAAGCAGGGACGGCGAGAUCAGUGACGCUCAGUGGCGGAAAAUCGCGUACGGCUCCGUUUCCCCCUUUGCACUUCUCCAGAGCCGGAAAAACUCAGCUGCCAGCUUGUACAGGAUGCAAUUGUCUCCCUCUCCUUAUCACCUUGAGUGGUGGGAGUAUGUAAUGGAGUACAGCAAGGACAUAAGCGCGCUUCUGGGGGAUCCCAAAUCGGUUGGAGCUCCAUUGAUUGAAGAUCCGAAUGAGGUUUUUAUAAAGAAAAGUGAGGAGCCAAGCAGUUUGAAGGCAGCAUGGGAGCUGAUGGAAAUGUUCUAUGUGGAUAAGUUAUCUCAACCAUGGUUGCCUGAACGGCUUGUUGAUUGGUUAGCUGAUUAUGAUAGCCUUAUAUCUGUCGAUCUGCCAACUGUUCACUCGAAGCUUGUGGAGUUUCAUAGUGAAAUCGUCACCUUACAGGUAAUUGAGGAUGAUCCCAGGUAUUGGGACUUGAUUUCAUCAGCGCUCGCUGUUGGAUGGUUGGAGAUUGUGGUGAAAUUAUUGCGUUUGCAUGGAUCUUAUCGACUGGAUCAACUUGGGAGAAGAGAGACAGAAAAUGGUCUAGUAGAGGCUGUUGCUGUUCUAAUUUCUAAGAUGCCAUGAAUGCGUCCUGCUAUCGAUGCGGGAAAACUUGGUGAAUGCUUUAAAGCGAAGCCUGACUUUGUGAAGGUAAAAUUUUGAGUGUUGGGUACAUGGAGGCAGAGUAAAUUUUGAAGUAUCUGAUAUUUUUUCCAGUCUCGUUACCCAUACUUCCAUUGCCUUUUGAAUUUUCUUAGGCAUGGGAAAGAUGGCGCGCACAGAUAACUAAAUUGGAUUCUAGUUC